Molecule: messenger RNA, 1965 nt
Organism: Fundulus heteroclitus (mummichog)
Lineage: Eukaryota; Metazoa; Chordata; Actinopteri; Cyprinodontiformes; Fundulidae
Product: thioredoxin-interacting protein
Exons: 7
Coding region: 112-1296 (394 amino acids)
Biological process (GO): protein transport
Cellular component (GO): cytoplasm
Molecular function (GO): ubiquitin protein ligase binding
Source: RefSeq, a predicted model, not a curated record
UUCUGCAGAAUCACCCAGACUAGCGGUUCUGAUUGGUCUGAUUAUUGAUCUUCCUCCGGUUCACACGUUAACUUUAACAAACCUAACAUCACCGUCCGUCCGGUCGGCGCCAUGGUUCUGUCCUCGGCCAACAAGCCUCAGGUGUUCCGGCUUCUCUUCUCUGACCAGAACCGCACGUUCUACAGCAGCGGAGACAAGCUGUCCGGGUCGGUCCAGCUGGAGGCGGGUCCCCCCUGCAGGCUGACUGGCCUCAGGGUCACCGCCGCCGGGUGCGCUCGCGUGGAGAACCGGGGCCGCCGUCAGGAGGUGGAGUACCUGAAGUAUGAGGAGGAGGUCCGGUUGGAGGAGGUUCUGAGCACAGACUCUGACGGCUGCUUCCUGCUUCCUGCCGGGAAAUCCUUCAGCUUCCAGUUCGGCUUCGAACUUCCUGCCUCAGGGCGCCUCGUGUCAUCCUUCAAAGGGAAGUUUGGGUCUGUGCGUUAUUACGUGAGGGCGGAGCUGCAGCGACCUUCCCAGCAUGCUUUGCAGUGCGAGCGGGAGUUUGAAGUGGAAGAGCCGCUGGACGUGAACCAACCCGACCUGCUGGCUCCGGCUGCAGCCUCCAGACAGAAGAAGGUCACCUGCAUGUUCAUCCCUGACGGCCAAGUCUCCAUCACAGCUCAGAUCGACAGGAAGGGGUUCUGCGAGGGUGAAGACAUCAACAUCAACGCUAAGUUUGAGAACACCUGCUCUCGGAUGGUGGUGCCAAAGGCCGCCAUCAUUGCCAAACACUCGUACAGCAUCAACAGCCAGACCAAGGUUCUGCGGCAGAAACUGACGGCGGUCCGAGGGAACCCCAUCAUCUCCGGCAUGUGUGACAUGUGGCAGGGGAGGACCAUCCGAGUCCCCAAGCUGAGGCCCACUCUGUUAGGCUGUGACAUCAUCAAGGUGGACUACGUCCUCAUGAUCUACCUGCACAUCCCCGGCAGCGAGAAGCUGAUCCUGGAGCUGCCUCUGGUCAUCGGCACCAUCCCCUUCAGCGGCGUCGGCAGCAGGACCAGCAGCAUGAGCAGCCAGGCUUCCAGCAGCUGGGCCUCCAUCCCCUCAGCGCCCCCCAGCUACAGCAACAUCCACAGAGACCUAAGGGUGGAGGGACCCCGCGUGCCGCUGCUCCACGACUACGACGGUGCCGACGAUGACGACGAUGAAGGAGGGCUCUUCAUGAGAGCUCCACAGGGGUGCUACCCUCCUCCCCCCGCCUACAGCGAGACUGAUCAAGAUGUCGUUGACCCUCGACAGGCCGUCCCAGUCUACUGAGGACAGACAGGAGGAGGACGAUGCUGGCCCUUUAAGACCGUCAAAGAUCGCUCUCUGCUGCCAUGACUCGGCUCUUUAGGACGAUGACUCGACUUAUAAAAACGAUGACUCGGCUCUUUAGGACGAUGACUCGACUUAUAAAAACGAUGACUCGGCUCAUUAGGACGAUGAUUCGACUUAUAAAAACGAUGACUCGGCUCAUUAGGACGAUGACUCGACUUAUAAAAACAAUGACUCGGCUCAUUAGGACGAUGACUUGGCUUAUAAAAACAAUGACUCGUCUCUUUAGGACGAUGACUCGACCUAUUAAAAACGAUGACUCGGCUCUUUAGGACGAUGACUCGACUUAUAAAAACGAUGACUCAGCUCUUUAGGACAAUGACUCCGCCUAUAAAAACAAUGACUCGGCUCAUUAGGACGAUGAUUCGACUUAUAAAAAUGAUGACUCGGCUCUUUAGGACAAUGACUCGGCUCUUAAGGACGAUGACUCGGCUGUCUUAACUGUUAAUAUUUGAAAACAUGUUUGUUGUGAAAAUUGUUUUGUAAAUAUGUGUUGUGUUUUUUUUUACUACAGUAACAGGAAGUUACAGUCAUGGAUAUUUUGUAAAUAAGUGGAUUUUUUUAUUUUUGUAUUCCUUUAAUAAACUCUUUAAUGAGCUGUGAACAUAU